Messenger RNA from Rosa rugosa (rugosa rose), 1746 nucleotides. RefSeq names its product PKS-NRPS hybrid synthetase cheA-like. The record is from RefSeq and is a predicted model, not a curated record. The transcript is spliced from 4 exons. Lineage: Eukaryota; Viridiplantae; Streptophyta; Magnoliopsida; Rosales; Rosaceae. Gene Ontology annotation, molecular function: zinc ion binding. Gene Ontology annotation, biological process: regulation of DNA-templated transcription. Bases 1 to 1746 code for a protein of 581 amino acids.
AUGGAUUGCACCUAUAAGACAAACAGGUAUCGUUUUCCACUUUUUGAGAUUGUGGGUAUUACAUGCACUGAGCAAACUUUGAACAUUGCGUUUGUUUACAUGUCAAAGGAGGCAGAAGAUAAUUACAGAUGGGCACUGAGUAGGUUAAGAACACUUAUGGAUGAGGAUUCUAUGCCUGGGGUAAUUGUCACUGAUCGAGAAUUAGCACUUAUGAAAGCCACUGAAAAUGUCUUUCCCGAUACUCAUCAGAUUUUAUGUAAGUGGCACAUUGGUAAGAAUGUGAUGAGAAAAUGCAAAGGAAAAUUCACAACAAAAGAAGGGUGGGAAGCAUUUAAUAAUGAUUGGCAUAGCUUGGUGGAUUGUAGCACUGAGGACGAGUAUGUACAUAGCCUUACAGCUUUUGAAUCAAAAUACUUUGCAUUUCCUAAGGAGAUAAAUUAUUUGAAGACCAAUUGGUUGAACAAGUAUAAGGAAAUGUUCAUUGCAGCAUGGACAAACAACUACAUGCAUCUUGGUGCAAAGACUUCGAAUCGGGCCGAGAGUGCACAUGCAAAGCUCAAGCGAGAACUUAGAUCUUCCCAACUUGACUUCAAUGUAUCAUGGGAGCACAUCCACUCAUUAUUGUGUUUACAUCAUACUAAAGUUAAGGCUUCAUUUGAAAAAAGUCGAUGUUUUGUGCAACAUGAGUUUAAGCAUGCAUACUUGAGAGAGUUGAUAGGAUUUGUGUCCAUUGCGGCAUUGAACAAGAUCGUCUAUGAAGCGAACAAGGCUGAUGAUAUUACAUCGGAACUUGCAUCAUGUAAUUGUGCCAUACGUAAAACACAUGGGUUACCAUGUGCGCAUGAGAUAGCUGAAUAUAAGCAUUGUGACAGUCCCAUACCAAUUACAUCUGUGCAUCACCACUGGAGAAAGUUAGAGAUCGGGGCAAUAGUGGAAGACUCGAAAGUGCACGAAAAGGUUCCUUUAAAAGAACGAUUGGCAGAAUGGGCUGAAGAACAAAAUGAGGAUACAAGACGUCAAAUCUUAGUGAAGAUUGAUGAGCUAAUAAAUCCGACCUCUACUUUACUUAGGGAGCCAGCUGAAAAGAGAAAGACCAAAGGGCGUCCAAGUAAGGAAGACAGUGGCACUCGUCGUUUGCCAUCCGGGUUUGAAAUUAUAAAUACAUUGUUGUCUGAGCGUGAGACCUAUUCGCCUCUUCCAAGUGUUCAAAAAGUCUCACGUAAGUCAAAUACGAAGACAAGUAAUGACCACUCAGAGAAAAGUAAGGAAGAUAAGCUGGCUCAGAAAGAUAUGAGGUUUGAGCUAACUCAGAAGUAUACAACACAGUUCAUAUUUGGCAUGCGGCCAUAUAUUAUCGGUUCGAUGGAUGUCGAAAAUGAUGGUAAUUGUGGUUUUAGAGUUGUGGCAUCAGCUUUGGGAUUUGGUAGAAAACAUUGGCGUAAAGUGCGAAUUGAUUUGCUAAAUGAGCUAAAAGGCACGCCUGAGCUUUACGAAGCUCUUUAUGGAGGACAAAGUGCUGUGGACAAACUUUGUAAACGAAGUAACCAUUCUGCGUCCAAUAUUGCACCUAAAUGGAAAUGGAUGGAUCUACCAGACAUGGGGCAUUUGAUUGCAACUUGUUAUGGAGUAGUGGUUGUCAACUUAUCAGAUGGCAUGGUCAGUGCUUCACAUUUCUCCCAUUACGUGAAUACAGCGAGGGAAAACCAAUGGAAGCAAAUUUACGUGAGAUUGGCCUUGGAUUUGUGA